Messenger RNA from Dioscorea cayenensis subsp. rotundata (Guinea yam), 1176 nucleotides. RefSeq names its product hevamine-A-like. Lineage: Eukaryota; Viridiplantae; Streptophyta; Magnoliopsida; Dioscoreales; Dioscoreaceae. The record is from RefSeq and is a predicted model, not a curated record. Gene Ontology annotation, cellular component: extracellular region. Gene Ontology annotation, biological process: carbohydrate metabolic process. Gene Ontology annotation, molecular function: chitinase activity.
AUGACAUGUGAGAAAAAUCUAUUUUACACAUUGAACGAGUCAGUAAAUCAUAAAGUUAAAUUUAGAGAUGAUAACGAGGUAGAAGUGAAAGGGAAAGGUUCAGUGAUGAUCAAAAUGCAUGGAGGAGUUCUGAAAUUAAUUCAUGAUUUAAAAUAUGUGCCAAGGUUAGCUCAUAAUUUGUUGAGCAUUGGGAAGUUGACAUCAAGUGGUUAUGAUAUUGUAUUUGGCGAGGAUGAUUACCAAAUUGUAAAUGCAAUGACAGCAACCAAAAAAACCCAAACUCUCCUCCUCGUCACUUUAGCUGCACUAUGCAUCACCUCCUACGCCGGCAUCGGCAGCAUCGUUGUCUACUGGGGCCAAAACGGCUUUGAAGGCUCUCUGGCAGAGGCAUUCGUGGUUCUCGCUUUCCUUUACCAGUUCGGCAACUUCCAGACUCCGGGCAUCAACCUUGCAGGGCACUGUGAUCCUACCUCUAGUGGUUGUGUUAGCAUUGGCAAUGAUAUUAAGCCUUGCCAAAGCCAAGGUAUCAAGGUGUUUCUCUCUUUGGGUGGAGCCUCCGGCAGCUACACACUUGUAUCCACUCAAGAUGCUCAGCAGGUGGCUGACUACCUUUGGAACAACUUCCUCGGAGGGUCAUCGUCUUCUCGGCCACUCGGAGAUGCUGUUUUAGACGAUAUUGAUUUUGAUAUCGAGGGUGGAACUACUCAACACUGGGAUGAGCUUGCUCAGAUGCUCUUCGAUUAUAGUCAACAAGGACAAAAGGUGCACCGCAGUGGAUACAGCCUCUGCCCAGAAUUUGAUAGGCUUGUAUCUUUUGCACUCGCCACUGGUCUUUUUGACUAUGUCUGGGUGCAAUUCUAUAACAAUCUUCCAUGCCACUACUUCAGCAACGCUGUUAACUUGAUUAGUUCUUGGAACCAGUGGACAUCAAGUGUAACGGCUACUAAACUCUUCAUAGGGUUGCCCGCGUCACCAGAAGCCGCUGGAAGUGGGUACAUAUCACCGGACACUCUGAUCUCUGAGGUGCUCCCUUCCAUCAUGUAUUCAGACAAAUAUGGGGGUAUCAUGCCUUGGAGUCGUUACUAUGAUCUUUUGAGUGGUUAUAGCUCUCAAAUUAGACGUGUUAAUUUGGUGUCAUUACCAGGGAAUAUCUCUGCAAUUAAGGCUACUGUUUGA